Messenger RNA from Musa acuminata subsp. malaccensis (wild Malaysian banana), 1647 nucleotides. Its product is annotated as expansin-A15. Gene Ontology annotation, biological process: plant-type cell wall organization. Lineage: Eukaryota; Viridiplantae; Streptophyta; Magnoliopsida; Zingiberales; Musaceae. Gene Ontology annotation, cellular component: extracellular region. The record is from RefSeq and is a predicted model, not a curated record.
GGCGUCUUCUUUCAUCAGAUGGAAUACUGAAGCUCGCAGCGAAGGAGAAAGCUAUAGGAAGAAAGGAAUCACAACUGGCUUUAUCUGUCUUUAUUGCCACACUAAAUUUAAGGACAUUAUCUACCAAAUGAAAGAGAAAUGAAGGGUCCAUCGCGCGUGGAUCUUGACAACUUUGCCUUCUCUAACCCUAGCUAGAAGACACGAUCACAUUCCGUGGGUGCUGGAUCAAAGGGUGGUCAAGUUGAUCUCUCACGGAUGACCUCAAUCUGUACUGAGACCAAAAAUGCCGGUGUGCACUCCAGCUCUUGCAGGCAGCUGUGCUGCUGGUCCCCCGGCGGUGCGAGGUUGUGGCCAGUAUCAUAAAGUUAGGGUAAAUCCAAGGGGGAACCUACCACUUCAAACCUCUAUUUAUGCCCCCUCGACUCCCUCCCUCUCCCCUCAAGCCAAUCAAGCCUUCCUCUUCUCCUCUUGUUCUUCCCCUGGCCAACACUCAUUGUCCCAAUGAGGAUGCGUCUUCUUGGGCUUGCUGUGAUUGCUUUCGUCUCGUUGCUCUCUGCUGCACAUGGGUAUGGAGGGGGAUGGACCAGAGCUCAUGCUACCUUCUAUGGUGGAAGCGAUGCGUCGGGGACAAUGGGUGGUGCUUGUGGCUACGGCAACUUGUACAGCCAAGGGUAUGGGACUAACACAGCUGCCCUGAGCACAGCCCUCUUCAACAAUGGCCUCAGCUGUGGAGCUUGCUAUGAGCUGAUGUGCGUGAACGACCACCAAUACUGCCUGCGGGGAACCAUCGUGGUCACUGCCACCAACUUCUGCCCGCCCAACAGCGCCCUCCCAAACGAUGCUGGGGGAUGGUGUAACCCUCCCCUGCAGCAUUUCGAUCUCUCUCAGCCCGUCUUCCUCCGCAUUGCUCAGUACAGGGCUGGAAUUGUGCCCGUCGCGUAUCGCAGGGUCCCAUGCAGGAAGAGAGGAGGGAUCAGGUUCACCAUCAAUGGCCACUCCUACUUCAACCUGGUUCUGAUCACCAACGUUGGAGGAGCCGGAGAUGUGAACGCGGUGUCCGUCAAAGGGUCCAGGACCGGGUGGCAGUCCAUGUCCAGGAACUGGGGCCAGAACUGGCAGAGCAACAGCUACCUCAAUGGCCAAGCCCUCUCCUUCAAGGUCACCACCGGCGACGGACGCUCUCUGGUCUCCUACAAUGUGGCUCCUGCAAGCUGGUCCUUCGGACAAACCUUCAGCGGUGGCCAAUUCCGCUAAACCAUUUCGGUUCGCGGUAAAGAUUACAUUGCAUGGUAUAUACUGGAGUCUCAGUGUACAAUUUAGAGAUCAGAGGGGCUUGUUUUACUUCGGCCCUUCGUAGUAUUGGUAUUGAAUUCGUCGUCUAGGCCUUGUAUUAGAGGCUUACUACUGCUCUUGGAGAAGAAAAGUUAAGGGAACUGCUUCUCUCUUCGGGCAGAUGCUAGCAGCGGUGGAAUCCUACUACCCGCUCGGUAUCAGAUAGGAUGAGGGACGGGUGUUUUUGGUGUGGUGUUCUUUUAACUCUGAGAGAAGGAGAUUCUGAAGAGAAGGCUCCUUUUUGCUUGUACUGUUGUUGCAUUUGCUGUAUUAACCAUAUAAUUUAUGCUAAGUGGAUCUAUUUGUUUUGGAAGA